AUGGCUAGUAGACAGAAGGGAAAAAUAAAUAACGAAAUAACUAAAAAAACAACGAAAAUAAUAAAUGAGCACAUUACCCAUUCGGUGAAGGACAUUCAUAACGAUAAGAUAAAAUCGGUAGAUUCUUCUCCCAAUAAGACGAAUCAAAAUUCAGAAAAAGACAUGCCAUUUGGCUUAACAAAUUGGGAAAUAUCUUCCCAACGUACUGUUUCGAGCGAUAUACGUGGAGGUGAAGGAGAUUUUUUCACUAAUAACAUAAAAUGCGAUAAUGCCAAGACGAAAUUUAAAAGUUACGCAUUAAAUGGAAACAUUCCAGAUGCGCAACAUAGUGAACACUCAAACAAAUUAAAGGAAAAAAAACAUUUACACACAAUAAUAAAGGAAAAAAUCCGCAAGUAUAGGAUUUGUCACAAGGGUGAAAGUGGAAACUAUAGUCACUUGCCAGAAAAAUUGAAUACCGAAUGCUCUCAGGAAGAUAAGGGAGUUGACAAAUCAGACAGAGCGGAAAAUUCAAAUAAUUUUUUUUACACAAAUUAUCACCCUGUUUCGCAUUUCCUCCAGCAGGAAUAUUGUGGCCAUGAUAUAUAUUCACGCGAAGGGACUCAACGAAAUGUGAAGGAUGAUGCAAAGUUAGGCUUUUCGAAGUGUUAUAAGAAUAUGCACGAGAGAAAUUUCAACAGCAUGACGCGCUUAGAGUCCUCUUCGGAAAUAGGGGAUGACUCGAUAGAAGAUGUACCGAGGGGUAGUGAUACUCGAAAUGGGGUAAACAAGACCGGCGCCCCUUCCCAUUAUGGGACACCAAGUGGCGACAGUGACAGGAGGGAGCACCGCGAAGACCACUUGGCAGGAAUUCCUACACAGGGAAAUGCCGAAUCGAACUGUGCUAAGCACGAGAAAAGUGAGCAGAGUAAGCUUCCCCCGAAAAACAGUCAGCACGCUGAAAAUAUAAUCAGGUGCAACGACGAGGAACUGAAAAGGAGUCUUCGUAAAGGAGAAGCAGUUAACCCCGUUGCGCGGACGGAGAGGUCCUCGCAAAAAUAUCAAGAAAGGGGACGCUCUAUGUAUCGCAGAAAUUGCUAUAAUGUUAGGCAGAGCAGCAUUAAAAAUAUUGUGAAUGCUAAUGGUAUACGGCGUGAUGGGAGGGAGACGCAUAGUGAACCACAUGAAGGGGGCUCGAAGGUCGAUGAGAGGAAAAGCACGUCCGAGGAGGAAGUAGACAACCUCAGUAGAGAGGGGAGAGACUCCUCUGGUAAGGCACCCCCAAAUAGAGGUGAAAAUGAGCACGACGACGAUGGAAGAGAAGACUACAAUGAUGAACAAGGUAAGGAUGAGGAGAAUGACUUGCAGAACAAGGAGAAUAAUGAGGAACAGGAUAGGGAAGAUAUUACGGGAAAGAACCUGGACGAAGGGGAGUGGAUAGAAAUCGAGGAGCCGCUCAAUUUCUGGGAUGCCCUGAAGAACAAUUUCAAGAACGUAUUUUUGGUGAAAUCAGAGGGCGAGAAACCUACUGGGGGGGAAUCCGUUUUGGAGAGCAUAGCGGGUGUGGAGAAGGAAACUGAGCCAGCUAACUCAGUCAACCAAAUCCAGGAGUUUGCCGUUUCGGCCGGGCCGGUUGGGCUUGCCGAAGGGAACCCCCCACACUUUGCGCAAAGCAGACAAUUCCCACUCUCCCCAGACGUGUACGUGAAGUGCUUAAACUACCUUACUGUUGACAAAAUAUUGGAGUGUGAGUUGCUAAACAAGCUGAGCAGCUACGUUAUAAAUAACCGAGUCAAUGUAUUCACCCACGUGAAGAAGCUAACUCUGGAUGAGAAAUGGUCCCACAUCCCAAUAUACAAGAGACAGUUCUAUCUCCAUCAAAUGAAAAACAUUAAGCAUAUGUACACAUCUGAAAAAAUAUACUCAGGUAAUGGAAUGUACAUUCACGAAGUAGCUGCAAUCAUAUUUCAAAAUGUAUCAAAUUUGAAGACACUGGAAUUAUUAUCACCUGAGUAUUGUAUGAAUGACAACACUCCAAGACAUGAGCCCUUCGCUCUAUCUCCAUCGGUUUUUUCAAAACUGGAAAAGUUAACAAUAAUUGGAUGUCAAACAUUGGAGUGGCUACAUAUUUUACGUAAUUGUUCCUUUCCACUUUUGAAAAAAUUGGAAGUAUGUUAUUAUCCCCUCCAUCAUGAUCAUUGGGUGUGGAAAUUCAUCUUCGAUUUUACUCUCUUGGGGCUACAAGGGUUAUUUAAAAUAUUAUACACAAUGGAGAAUUUGCAAAAGUUGAGCAUAGGAUUCGACGUUCUGUUUGACAACAUCGAAGGGUAUCUGUACAACCCUUUGGAGAGUCACAGGAAUGCUUUGCAAGAAUUUAAUUUUGUUACAAAUAAUCAGAGGUAUACAAAUGCCUUGUCUGCUCCCCCCGCUAAUGGGAACCCUUCGAGAAAGUUUAGAAGCUACCGUGGAAGGAUUUGCGAAGAAGAUUUUAGUGACAUUUUUACCAUUGCUUAUUACAUUUCGGGGAAAUGUGGGAAGUUGAAGAGGAUAAUGAUAAAGUAUAGAGAUUCAUAUGAUAAUUAUGAGGAUGAGUUGGACAACGAGGAGACGUUGAACGAGUUCAUUUCGGAGGCCACGAACACGGCAUCCAGUUACUACAACUAUGUGAUUAACUGGUUUCGAUCUGCCGGCGGCACAGCGUCGGAGCGUGGAUAG
Messenger RNA from Plasmodium knowlesi strain H, 2694 nucleotides. RefSeq names its product conserved protein, unknown function. Lineage: Eukaryota; Apicomplexa; Aconoidasida; Haemosporida; Plasmodiidae. The record is from RefSeq and is a predicted model, not a curated record. The transcript has a single exon. The coding region runs from base 1 to 2694 and encodes 897 amino acids.